This is a messenger RNA of Ustilago hordei, 2445 nucleotides long. RefSeq lists its product as uncharacterized. Gene Ontology annotation, molecular function: DNA-binding transcription factor activity, RNA polymerase II-specific; zinc ion binding; DNA binding. The transcript has a single exon. Gene Ontology annotation, biological process: regulation of DNA-templated transcription; DNA-templated transcription. Lineage: Eukaryota; Fungi; Basidiomycota; Ustilaginomycetes; Ustilaginales; Ustilaginaceae. Gene Ontology annotation, cellular component: nucleus. The record is from RefSeq and is a predicted model, not a curated record. The coding region runs from base 1 to 2445 and encodes 814 amino acids.
AUGUCCAGACCACACUCCACCUACCACAACUCGUCAUGGCCAUCUAGCAGCGAUCAGCACCGUGCUCCUUCCAACCACCACCACCACCACCACCACCACCACCAUCAACAGCAGCAGCAACAACACAUGGCUCACUCUGCAUACUCUGCUUCCGCAGGGCCUUCCACCUACCGUGCACUCUCUGGUCCUUCCCACCCUCACUCGGAACCACGGCCUCGCCGAAGUGCCAACGCCGGUUCUUCCACCUCGCCCUUGCCACCCACCUUCGCAUCGCCAGCACCUGUCCCAUCCAGUCAGCCUGAGCAGCCCAUCAUCCGCACCACCCACAUCACUGCCGACGGCACCACCAUCUACGCUGCCACUGGCCGCAAGCGCAAGCGUCUCCAAAAGGCUUGUGUUGCUUGCCACAAGGCCAAGCGUCGCUGCGAUGGUGGUCUUCCUUGUUCCAACUGUGACUUCUCCGGUCGCACUUGUUGCUACUCGGAUGCCAACGGCAAGAUGGUUCUCCCCACUGCUCGUGUCGCUAAUGAAGGUGGCCAGUCCAGUACCGCUCUCAGCCCUGGCGCUCACUCUGGUGCUACUCUUCGCCCCACUGAAGGCUUGACACCAGCAUACAGCGGUGCCCCAUAUGCCCCCGCCCCAAGUGGCAGCGACGUCUCUGGCCGCGUUCGUGCCAACACCCUCAGCUCCAAGUCCAGCCCCCAGUCUCUGGGCACCAUCAGCUCCCGUCUCGAAGGUCUCCUCACCAUCGACAAUGUUGCACCUGAGCGCAGGAGAGAUCUCAUCAGCAUCUUCUUCUCCCAGAUUCACCCUUUCAGCUCUGUCAUGGACGAGAUCUCGUUCCUUCGUGAUCUCUCCACCUCCGAGGUGCCCGCUUACUUGUUGAUGGCCAUGUUUGCUCUCUCUGCUCGCUACGAGCAGGGCAUUAGUGAGGCUGAGCGCGAGCGUCGCUUCUCCCACGGCGAGGCUUUCGCCCGCUCGGCUCGUCGCAUGCUUCAGGAAGAGGAUCAGGAUGGCUUCACCCUUCUCGACCGUCCGGACGUCGACCUUGCUAUGACGCUCUGCUUCCUUGCUGCACAUGAGCUUGGCAUGGGCCGCAUCCAGCGUGCACUCUCCUUCUCCAACGAUGCAGUCCGCAUCAUUGCCACCCUUCGCCUUGCUGAGGGCCACCUCCCUCCUGCCCGCAAGAACGGCUACGCUCAUGACUCGUUCUCGUCGUCAUCCUGGCCUCGUCGCGCUACCUGCGAGCGCCUCGUUCUUCUUGCCUGGACCCUCGACAUGACCAUUUCUGCGCUUGCUACCCAGCCUUCCAUGGUUCGUCGCUCUGAUGUCCUUGCCGCUGCUCGCAAGUUUGGCACCUCCGGUGAUGAGACUCGCGACGACGUCACCAACUCAUUCGCUCGUCUUGCCGAGAUCGCCACUGUCUUCGGCCUGGUCCUUGACGCCAACGAGCCUUGCAGCAAGGGUGAGGAUGCUCUCCAGUCCUGGGCUGCCGCGCUCGUUGUCGAGCACAAGUUUGAUGACUACAACAUGAAGUCGGCCAGCCGUCUUCUUGAGGAGCCUGAGGCUAGCGCCGCCUCUCACCGUGCCUGGUUCUGGGCUCAGAUGCACCUUGUCGCUGAGUGCUCUGUCUUUCUCAUGCAGGCUCGCCGUGCUGGUGGCCCCCAGGGAGACCGAGGUCAGCAGAAGGCAGCCCUUGACAACAUCCACUUGAUCUUGUCCGUGCUCAGCAUCACUGGUCGUCGCAACCUCUUUGCCUUCCCUGCCUUGCUCAUUUGCACUCAGUACAGCCGACCUAGCCCUGACGCUUCGCGAUGGUGGACUACCGCUCGUCAGUGCUGGAACUUGGCCGAGCACCAUAUUGCCGAAGCCGCUCGGUUUUUUGUCCGACCCAGCAAUGACGCACCUUCCCCAGGCAGCGGUAGUCCUUCCGCAGCAGGUGCAACAGAGUCAUUGACGCUUCCUCGUCUCUCGAGCUCUUCCAUCGGUAGCAGCUCUGGUCGAGCCGGCGCUCCUGCUUCUUUGCCUUCGAUCUCUAGAUUGCCUCUUCCAUCUCUGCGUCUCUCGCCUCCUCUCUCUGCUCCCAUCAGGGACUCUGAGCUGCGUCGCUCCCCCGAAAGCACAAAGAUCGAGGCUGCUGCAUCCUGGCGUUCUGCGUCGUCGGAUGCUGGUGCUCGCUACAACCGAUCAUCCAUUGGUGGUAAGAGCGAAGAUGGUUCCGACGGUAGCAGUCCCGACUCUUCCUCGAUCUCUCCCAGGUCUGCACCUAUGGAGAUCGGUGCGGACGAGUACCUGCCUGUGAUCGCAAGCACUGCUGCUCACGGAGGCUCCCGCUCUCCUCCUAUGGUCUCGGCAAACACUUUUGCAAAGGACCCAAGGAACUCUUGGUCACCGAUCACUUCGUUGAGGGGUGACAAGAGGACUGUUUCGGCUAUCUCUAGCUAA